Molecule: messenger RNA, 1880 nt
Organism: Oenanthe melanoleuca
Lineage: Eukaryota; Metazoa; Chordata; Aves; Passeriformes; Muscicapidae
Gene: MOK
Product: MOK protein kinase
Exons: 5
Source: RefSeq, a predicted model, not a curated record
GGGGAGCGCCGGGAGCGGGGCCGGGUCGGCCCAGCCGCUCCUCCGCCAAGCCCGGCACCUGCGGGACGGCACGAGAGGCACAUCUUCAUCUUUGACUACAGCAAAUUCAGUGAUGAAAACCCUGGCUCCCUUUCACUGGUAUGUGAAUUUAUGCCCAUGAAUAUUUAUGAGCUGAUGAAAGGAAGGAGAAAGCCAUUGCCUGGGAAAAAAAAAUCGGGAACAACAUGUAUCAGGUGGAUCUUACUCAGUUUGGCACAUACAGUUCCUUCAAGGAUAUUUAUUUCCUAACAAGUUCUUUGCUGUUAAACUUCUGGAGACAACUUACACUUCUCUGGCUAUUGGAUGAAUAGGCAAACUUGAGUUUUCCCAUCUGCUUUAUAGUUAAAACACACCCAGCUUUAAACUAUGAACUGGCAAGUAUGGUUUCUACUCUUAUUCCUCCUGCUAAAAUUCCAUAUUGAGAUUAUUUGUGUUCCGCUCACUUUUAAUUACUUGUUUAAUAUAGUAGGAAAAAUAUUUUUAUUAAAAGUUGUAUCUACAGUAGAGGUCUUAAGCUCCUUCCAGGUAAGUUAUUAGUAUCCAGUUUCUUACUAAAAUACUUUUAUUCUAUAUGGAAUAGAGUGUGGUAUGGGCAGUUCAAGCUUCUAGAUGAUUGCCCUAAUAGUAAAGAAGAGGCUGAAAAAAGAAAACCCACACACAUUUCCUGUAUACUGCUGGACUAUGAUUUGUGGCAGGGACAUACCCUGAUGUUGCAUAUUGCAAUUCUUUCCCUACUGGUUUUGUAUUUUUCCAGCUGAAGGAAAAAGGUCUUUUUAAGUUAUUGCAUAUUUUUUCAACUGUUUUAUUUUGACUCAGACCAUACGAAGCACUUAUAUAGAAGAAGUCUAUGGGGAGAUAACUACAAUAGUUUUCAGUGAUGAGGUUUAUCUGUAUUUUAACAGUUAAACCCACUAUGUUAAUAAAACAAACUUCUGAAAAAUAAUCCUGCUCAGUUUCAGUAUUUUCCCCAUUCUUCAUGUUUUAGAAGACAGGUAAGACUUGUAAACCACAGCUCCAUCUUGAAUAAAGUAGGGAAUUAAUUCCCAGCUUAUAAAUGGAUCUGGCAGUUCUCUACAAGCUGGCUGCAUUGCAAGGAUAAGACUUAGUUACAAGCUACUGCAGUUGCUUCUCCCCAAAUGUUCAUUCAUUUCCUGAAAACAAAUCACUUCUCAUGCCAAAAAAUGUCUUAAGUUUACUUGUAAUUUAAAAUAUUCUACCCAGCUUUAUUGUUGGAGAGCAGGAAGGGCAUUAACAUAUGCCCACGGAUACAGUAUGUGCACCACCAGGCAAGCUCAUGGUCCUGGGCAAGCAGCCUCCCUGUUCUGCUCUGCCUGCAGGAUCCUGCAAAUCCCAGUUGUGAACAUUGCUACGUAAGAUAAAGGGAAGCAUACAAUGGAUACUUCUAUUUUCUGUCAUUCCGGGGCUGGACAUGGUGGAUUAAUCUUUGCAGGAACUACUGAAAACAAGUUAAGUGGUGUGUUGACUGAUUAAAAAUGACAAAUGUUUAGACAAGCAGCAUUAACCUCUGCAAAUCUAUGGAUAUGUCUAUCCCCAUCACACUUACCAGGUUAGGACUGUUGAAUUAUAUAUAAGAUGCCUGAUGUAAGACAAACGAGUCUCAGAAAUGCUACUCCAGUAUGUUAACCCAAUUUCUGACUGACAGAAAGUGUGUACAGCUGCUGCUGUGGCAUCUUCCACUUCCCAACUUCAAAUGCACAGGACUACACGAUAACAACAUCCUUACCCCAUGAAGCUGCCUGUCUCUGAGAUUGCUGCUGUAUGAUGUAUUUAAACUGCAGGAUGUGUUUGGUUGGAGAUAAGCCAUUAAGAACAAGAACAGA